AUGUGUGCAGGGGAGAAGAAGGCAGGGGAGAAGAAGGCAGGGGAGAAGAAGGCAGGGGAGAAGAAGGCAGGGGAGAAGAAGGCAGGGGAGAAGAAGGCAGGGGAGAAGAAGGCAGGGGAGAAGAAGGCAGGGGAGAAGAAGGCAGGGGAGAAGAAGGCAGGGGAGAAGAAGGCAGGGGAGAAGAAGGCAGGGGAGAAGAAGGCAGGGGAGAAGAAGGCAGGGGAGAAGAAGGCAGGGGAGAAGAAGGCAGGGGAGAAGAAGGCAGGGGAGAAGAAGGCAGGGGAGAAGAAGGCAGGGGAGAAGAAGGCAGGGGAGAAGAAGGCAGGGGAGAAGAAGGCAGGGGAGAAGAAGGCAGGGGAGAAGAAGGCAGGGGAGAAGAAGGCAAGGGAGAAGAAGGCAAGGGAGAAGAAGGCAAGGGAGAAGAAGGCAAGGGAGAAGAAGGCAAGGGAGAAGAAGGCAAGGGAGAAGAAGGCAAGGGAGAAGAAGGCAAGGGAGAAGAAGGCAAGGGAGAAGAAGGCAAGGGAGAAGAAGGCAAGGGAGAAGAAGGCAAGGGAGAAGAAGGCAAGGGAGAAGAAGGCAAGGGAGAAGAAGGCAAGGGAGAAGAAGGCAAGGGAGAAGAAGGCAAGGGAGAAGAAGGCAAGGGAGAAGAAGGCAAGGGAGAAGAAGGCAAGGGAGAAGAAGGCAAGGGAGAAGAAGGCAAGGGAGAAGAAGGCAAGGGAGAAGAAGGCAAGGGAGAAGAAGGCAAGGGAGAAGAAGGCAAGGGAGAAGAAGGCAAGGGAGAAGAAGGCAAGGGAGAAGAAGGCAAGGGAGAAGAAGGCAAGGGAGAAGAAGGCAAGGGAGAAGAAGGCAAGGGAGAAGAAGGCAAGGGAGAAGAAGGCAAGGGAGAAGAAGGCAAGGGAGAAGAAGGCAAGGGAGAAGAAGGCAAGGGAGAAGAAGGCAAGGGAGAAGAAGGCUGCGACACCGGCGGCGGCGGUACCAAGGUCACGGGGGCAUCGUCAACGCUGGCGGAUGGCGCAGCCGGUCGGGCCGGCGGAGGAGCCGGUGGAGCCUGCAGCCGCUGUCGAGAUGACUGCUGUUGCUGCUAGAUGGGGUCUGGCACCCCUGCACGCCAACCACAGGCGGAAGAGAUCACAUCCGGGCGGCCGGAAGAAGGCGGCAGAGCGACCACUUUGUCGGCAACGCGGACAUCAUAGAGCUGACGGCCUUGCGGCUGGACGAUCACCCCCUCAAUCCAUCCGGCUCUCGGGCCGAAACCUCGCGCCUAGAUAA
Messenger RNA from Schistocerca americana (American grasshopper), 1269 nucleotides. RefSeq names its product caldesmon-like. Lineage: Eukaryota; Metazoa; Arthropoda; Insecta; Orthoptera; Acrididae. The record is from RefSeq and is a predicted model, not a curated record. The transcript is spliced from 4 exons. The coding region runs from base 1 to 1269 and encodes 422 amino acids.